AUGCCAACCACCCGGCGAGCCAUGGAAUCCCAUGCGCUGAUAUCUAUUUUCAUACAAAAAAAAUUCAUCAACAUUUCAUUCUGCAUAGUUUUUAUUUUUCACUUGGGAAAUUCAGGCGUUACCUCCAGCAGUUUGCAGUGAACUCUGAGCUGUCGAAGAGGCGAAAUUCUCUCGAGUUUUUUGACGAAUUCAUCAGUGACGUAUGCAUCAACUGCUAGAAUUUUUCGCAAGAGCGAAGGGACCUCUCUCUUCUCCUGAUUUGAAAGAUAAAUUUAUUUGGAGAAUUGGGAUAGAAAGAUGCGAAGAAGGGAAUAAAAAUAAACAAGGGGAUUUCCUGACCUUCUCCAUUGAAUUCCUGUGGAAUGCACUAGAAUUGCUGCUGCCUGCAAAUGCGCAAUUCUCAGGUUAGAACGUCUAACCAAUCAGAAUAACCGCGAUCAGCUGAUCUAACCGCCACAAUUCUGUUUACACCUAGUGCUCGAUCACAAAACAAAAGUGACAAAGGAACUUGUGAAUCGAAAAUCAGGCUGCAUAUAUUUAAUUGUGCAAAGAACAUCUGUGAUCCCAGUUCUUCCUAAUUAAAUAUUGAAUUAUUCGAUCAAUCUCCACCACUCCAGAAAAUAUAACCCAGUGUAUUAUUAAUUCCACUUCCACAUUUGUACACAACUAUUACUUCAACAAUGCAGAAAGAAAAACCCACAACACCAACUAUGAGGAGAGCCCAAACCAUCGCCAGAACUCGAACUCCGGAUAGAAUAGAUGCAGCAUCAAGAGCUCGAAAUCGUGGACAAGUCAGAUGUCGAGCCACGAUGGCACCUGCAGAUUUUGCAGUACCAGGGGCACCGAUGCCAAGAAGAAAUCCCGCCAUGAACAUGAACAUGACUAGGAUAUCAAUAAUGCCAACGAGUCAGUUGGACAGUACAAGACGCCUUGAAUCCGAGGCCCACAAUAAUGAACUGGGUUUGCUCUACGACAAAUACGCCCAAACACUGGCAGAGGAGCACAUCGUCAGGAAGAAGAUUGAGGAGAGAGAGAAAAUAAUAGUGACGCAGUUAUCAGCAUUGGCGAAGGAGCAGGAGCAGUGCGAUCAAAAACUUUAUGACAUUAGAAUGAAACAAUUAGAGGUUUCUGCAUUGAAUGAUAUUCAGAGGAGUUCGGACGCUCAAAUUAAGGAAAUCACAGCUCUUCUCAAGACUUAUCAGGGAAAACCCGUGGAAACCCUUGGCCAGAUUCAAUCUAUACUAAAAUCCUUGGACACUCUCACUUGUAAAGAUGUGAUAAUUCCGAAAACAACAGAGGAAAUGGAGAAAUUCUUCGCUAAUCUUGAGAAAUGCAAUGAAUUUUUGGUCUUCAUGAAUUCAACGAUAGGAGACAAAGGCAAGACGAUAAAUACGGGGAACCAGGGUCUCAAAAAUUUCCUUCAGACUCAUGAAAAUCUCCAGAAAUAUAUGGAAAAUUUGGAAGAUGCUAUCGAGGCUGUUCAGAUCGAAGUGUUGAAGACCAUCUCCGCAGCUCUGAUACCUCACCAAGAGCAAACAAUGUUCAAUUCAUAAUGACAUUACU
This is a messenger RNA of Diachasma alloeum, 1563 nucleotides long. RefSeq lists its product as uncharacterized. Lineage: Eukaryota; Metazoa; Arthropoda; Insecta; Hymenoptera; Braconidae. Bases 681 to 1553 code for a protein of 290 amino acids. The transcript is spliced from 5 exons. The record is from RefSeq and is a predicted model, not a curated record.